AUGCUGAAGAAACUCAAACCUAUCCUCUUAUCUGUUACUACCAUAGGUGUAGGCUAUUUUUGUGUUCAACGAGAACUCAAUAUUAAUUUGGGAAUCUUUGACGCCUUUUAUUAUCAACUCUAUAAAUACUCUCCUCAUUACGCUGUUCAAUUUAUAAAGCUGAUGUCUUAUUAAAAUUUAUUGUGGAAGCAAGAUCUCUACACUCAAGAAUAGAAUCUUAAUGACUAAAUAAAAUUAAAGAAUUAACUUGGAUUAGCUAGUGGAUUUGAUAAUGAUGGCUCCUUUGUUGAAACCUUAUAAAAUUUAGGAUUUGGCUUUAUUGAAAUUGGUUCAAUAACAGCUUAAAGAAAUAUAAGGUUUAGUGAAGAUUUGAAUACUUAUUCAGUUAAAAACGAUAGCAUAGAAUAUUUGAGCGAAAUUCCUUAAAUGGGAAUAUUACAGAGCAAAGCCAUUUUGACAUCACUACGAAGAAAUUAUGCAAUAAAGAUUCCUGUGGGGGUUAGCAUAAUGCCAUCAGAGGAAAUUUAUAAGUACACCCCAUAUUUAAUUGAAAAUGACAUUUCUAAUGUUACAAGAGAAUUAUGCACUGUAGCUGAUUUCCUUGUUCUUAAUCUUGUAAGUAGUUAAAGAACUAGUAAAUUAUAUAAUGACAUCGUUACCAAUAAUACAGAUGUUAUUAAGAAAAUGAUUCAAUCUAUAUAAAUUACUUAAAUUGAAGAGAUUGGUCUAUAAGCUGCUUUGGAACAUGAAACUAAGAAUGAACUUAAAGGAGACAAUUAAGUUAGGGAAUAUUUAAGCACUACUUAACUCGGAUUGAAAUAGUAAUAUCUAUUUAAUAUAAUUAGAAACUUAGUUGCUCCUUUGUAUAUUAAAGUAUCAUCAAAUAUAUAAAAAACCAUCCUUGAUUUUCUAUUGGAAGAAGCAAAAGGAAAUAAAAUUUAAGGAAUUAUUCUUUAAAAGGAUAUCAAUUAAAACGAUUUAGAAUAUAAUAAAACACUUAAAUAAGUGAGAUAAUAGCUUCCAAAGUCAUGCACUUUGAUUAGCGUUGGAGGAAUCAAAACUAAAGUACAAUUUUAGGAAAGAUUAAAUAACGGAGCUGAUGCUUGUUAAAUAUUUUCAUCUUUUGUUGCUAAAGGACCUCACGUCAUCAAAGAUAUUUUGCUGUGA
Paramecium tetraurelia is the source of this 1167-nucleotide messenger RNA. RefSeq lists its product as uncharacterized. Gene Ontology annotation, cellular component: mitochondrial inner membrane; cytoplasm. The transcript has 4 exons. Gene Ontology annotation, molecular function: dihydroorotate dehydrogenase activity. Gene Ontology annotation, biological process: pyrimidine ribonucleotide biosynthetic process; 'de novo' pyrimidine nucleobase biosynthetic process. The record is from RefSeq and is a predicted model, not a curated record. Lineage: Eukaryota; Ciliophora; Oligohymenophorea; Peniculida; Parameciidae.